UCAAAAUCAACAAAUGAACUGUUUCUGAACGGGCGGUACGGGAACAUUCAGGGGACGUUCAGGGGAUCUCGCAGUGCGCAGUUUUGAUGACGAGAGGCCAGAUGCUGAUGCUGCGGUGGGAGGGCUUUCGCUCGAGGAGUAAGCUUUUUGCGCAUGCGCACAACUGUUGGCCCCCAUCCAUUCAUCACAUCUUUUGUCUGUGCAGAUUUACACGGCGAGUUUGACCGGACGAAAGGCAACUACGCGACGGUUUCUCUCAAGAUGACAUCACGUGUAGGUCCUAGAGCUGCAGGCACCAAUGGAAGUGACUUCUCUUUUAAACACAGAGAAAGGGGGACCCCACAAUACCAAAUGAGUGCUUCCCUGAAGGCGGAGGUGCGGAAGUUAAACUUGGUCCACUUUCUGAUCUGGCUGCUGGUUGCUGCACAGGUGACUGUCAGCCACUUCGACCUGGUGUCACAUGACAUAGUGUCCAUGCCGUACCAGUGGGAGUACCCCUACCUGCUCAGCUUUCUCCCUCUGGUCUGCAGCAGUCUGUCACUUCCAAGGAACAAUAUCAGUUACCUGGUCAUAUCCAUGAUCAGCGCAGGGUUGUUCACUGUGGCUCCUCUUAUCUACGGUGGAAUGGAGAUGUUUCCUGUCGCGCAGCAGCUUUACCGUCACGGAAAGGCCUACCGCUUCAUUUUUGGCUAUUCUGCAGUGACCGUCAUGUAUCUCAUCAUGGUGGUUGCUGUUCAAGUGCACGCCUGGCAGUUAUAUUACAUGAAAAAGCUGUUAGACUCAUGGUUCGAUGCCACUGAGGAGAAAAAGAAGAAAUAAUGGGAGUGAAAGAAUGUUGUGACUGGCCAAAACUGUAUUUUUACCUUAUUUUAUAAAUUAUGAGACUUAUUUAUGUCUAUUUAUUCAGUCAUAAAACAUGAAACAUACCUUAGAAAUCUGUGUUCUCUGACAUAUAAAUGUAAGACAGAGUAAAAUCUACAAUAUAUGUAAGACAGAGUAAAAUCUACAAUAUAUGCUGGAACCUGUUUAUCUUGUUUGUUUAUUUUUGUCACCAUUAUCGAUCAUAAGCAUCAUUAGAAUUAAAUUACCUUGCACCCUUUCAUCACUCUGUCUGGACUGCUACCUGACUACAAACAGAGACCGUGGUAAUUUAGGGACAGGACAUUGUUGUCAUCCCUAUUAAAAAUGUUGCCAUGAUUUGAACAGAAUGGAUGUAGAGGCAUUCAUUAGAGUAAAGGCAUAACUGUUCCAACAUAUAUAUAUAGUCCUUUGCAGGGAUUUUAAGCACUAUUCUUAUCCAUCAUGCGGGAUCGUCAGGGAGGCAUCUACAAGGAGUCCUGCAUCAGAUGGUUUGGCUCCAACAGAGGCCCCAUCUCAGUAUCAUUGAGUCAGUCUGGGAUUACGUGAAAAGAAGAUGAACAGAAGACAUCGAGGCAAAAUUCUUCAAGAUGCUUGAAACAGCCUACCUUGAAAAACGAGUGCGCCUUGUUUUAGUCGGAAUGCCUAACUCUGUUUUAGUUUUCUGCAAAUGUGCUUAUGUUUCCUCCUUUCAUUGAGUCUACCUAAUAACUUUUUUUCCCCCCCAGAAUACAUAAAAGUUAUUAAGAAGCUGUAUGUUUUCAGGUAUUUUAUUUCAACAUCAAAAAAGCCAGCUCAUCCAGCCUGUGCUCAUGAAUAAAAUAUGCACUGUAAACCAAAUAAAACAUACAUAUGAAUGCUCUUUAA
Molecule: messenger RNA, 1725 nt
Organism: Scophthalmus maximus (turbot)
Lineage: Eukaryota; Metazoa; Chordata; Actinopteri; Pleuronectiformes; Scophthalmidae
Gene: jagn1a
Product: jagunal homolog 1a
Exons: 3
Coding region: 154-819 (221 amino acids)
Biological process (GO): endoplasmic reticulum organization; granulocyte colony-stimulating factor signaling pathway; vesicle-mediated transport
Cellular component (GO): endoplasmic reticulum membrane
Source: RefSeq, a predicted model, not a curated record